Messenger RNA from Cooperia oncophora, 1167 nucleotides. Lineage: Eukaryota; Metazoa; Nematoda; Chromadorea; Rhabditida; Trichostrongylidae. The record is from the annotation of a GenBank genome assembly.
AUGCGUCUGGUCAGCAUAUUCGCUUGGAUCGUCGCUUUUCUGCUGUUCUGUUAUGCUAUGGUAUUAUUUUUCAAUAUGCAAUUUGCUUCACAUCCGGAAGCUAACAUAUGUAGCGAAUCGUGCAGGGUUGAAUACGUUGAGAGCAUCCCCACUGGGUUGAACUUUACUGGAGGCCCGAUUCACCGACCCACACAUCAAGCUUGGCAGGACUUGUUCAACACUGCCAACAAAUCUAUCCACAUUGCUGCCCUGUACUGGAAUUUGAACUCAUCGGAGUAUCCUACAGCGGAAUAUGGACGACAGGUCUUUUCUGACCUCGUGGACGCUGGACGGAGAGGAGUUGAUAUUCGGAUUGCUCAAGACGUCAGUAAAGGUCUGUCAGACAAUCAUGAUUCCCAAUGGCUUGCUGAUCAAGGACUAGCUAAGGUCCGCACGUUAGAUUUUAAAAAGUUGAUGGGCUCAGGUGUUCUGCACACAAAGUUUAUCAUAGUGGAUCUUACCCAUGUCUAUAUAGGUUCAGCAAAUAUGGAUUGGAAGUCACUGGCGGAGGUGAAAGAGUUAGGUUUAUACAUCCAGGAUUGUCCAUGUUUGGCUGCUGAUUUGAACCGAAUUUUUGCUGUGUACUGGCAUCUUGGGCAGAAGGACGCUAAAAUUCCUCAUCAAUGGCCGUCUUCUUUCGAAACAUCUUACAAUAUCAAGUCGCCUAUGAAAUUCAACUGGAGCACAGUGGGACAGAUGUUUUCAUAUCCAGUUCGCCGGCACCAUUCAAUCCAAGUUGGUCGUGAACAUGACUUAGAAACGAUUAUCACGUUGAUUUCGUCUGCUCAUCGCAGCGUCUGUGUAGCUGUUAUGGAUCUUAUUCCCCAAACGUUGUACAUGGGAACUACUGGCCCGAUAUCGAUGAUGCACUUCCGCUCAGCGGCUUUCCGAGGUGUAGAUGUGAAGCUUCUUGUCAGCCAAUGGAAGUCACUCUCGUCCUGCCGAGCUGGCCUUUCUCAGAAGCCUAGUCGCCAUCAACGAUGGGCUCCCGAAGACAUUACGGGGCAAAGGAAGUAUCACAGUGAAACUAUUCACUGUACCGUCGACGGAGGAGCAACAAAAAAUACCGUUUGCACGUGUAAAUCACAACAAGUACAUGGUCACCGAUCGGGCAGCGUAUGUUGGUGA